Messenger RNA from Pipistrellus nathusii (Nathusius's pipistrelle), 1308 nucleotides. NCBI's taxonomy places the organism in Eukaryota, Metazoa, Chordata, Mammalia, Chiroptera, Vespertilionidae. The record is from the annotation of a GenBank genome assembly.
AUGGCGGCCCACCUGCUGCCCAGCUGCGCCCUCUUCCUGGCCUUGCUCGGCACGGCCCCCGGCGCCAGGGGCCCCGUGGUGCCCAGCCAGCCCUUCACCACCGUCUGGAACGCCAACACGCAGUGGUGCCUGGAAAGGCACGGCGUGGACGUGGACGUCAGCGCGUUCGACGUGGUGGCCAACCCGGGCCAGACCUUCCUGGGCCCGGACAUGACCAUCUUCUACAGCUCCCAGCUGGGCACCUACCCCUACUACACGGCGGCCGGGGAGCCCGUGUUCGGCGGCCUGCCCCAGAACGCCAGCCUGGACGCGCACCUGGCCCGAGCGCACCAGGACGUGCUGGCCGCCAUGCCCGCCGCCGGCUUCUCGGGGCUGGCGGUCAUCGACUGGGAGGCCUGGCGCCCGCGCUGGGCCUUCAACUGGGACGCCAAGGACGUCUACCGGCAGCGCUCGCGGGCGCUGGUCCGGGGGCAGCGCCCGGACUGGCCGGCGCCCUGGGUGGAGGCGGCCGCCCAGGCCCAGUUCCAGGGGGCCGCCCAGGCCUGGAUGGGGGGCACCCUGCGGCUGGGGCGGGCCCUGCGGCCCCGCGGCCUCUGGGGUUUCUACGGCUUCCCCGACUGCUACAACUCCGACUUCCGGAGCCCCAACUACACGGGCGAGUGCCCGCCGGGCGUCCGGGCCCAGAACGACCAGCUGGGGUGGCUGUGGGCCCAGAGCCGCGCCCUCUACCCCAGCAUCUACCUUCCCGCGGCGCUGGAGGGCACGGGGAAGGCACAGGCGUACGUGCGGCACCGUGUGGGCGAGGCGUUCCGCGUGGCUGGGGGGGCCGGGGACCCCAGUCUGCCGGUGCUGCCCUACGUCCAGAUCUUCUACGACUUCACCAGCCGCUUCCUGCCCCUGGAGGCGCUGGAGCACAGCCUGGGGGAGAGUGUGGCCCAGGGAGCGGCAGGAGCAGUGCUCUGGGUGAGCUGGGAGAACACCAAGACCAAGGGGUCAUGCCAGGCCAUCAAGGAGUACGUGGACAGCACGCUGGGGCCCUUCAUCCUGAACGUGACCAGUGGGGCCCGUCUGUGCAGCGAGGCCCUGUGCUCCGGCCACGGCCGCUGUGCCCGGCGCCCCGACCACCCCGAGGCCCUCCUCCUGCUCAACCCCUCGAGUUUCUCCAUUGAACUCCCGGCUGGCGGUGGGCCCCUGACCCUCCGAGGCGCCCUCUCCCCUGAGGAUCGGAAACGGAUGGCGGUGGAGUUCCAGUGUCACUGCUACCCGGGCUGGAGGGGCGCCGGGUGUGAGCAGCGGGGCCGGUGGUGA